This is a messenger RNA of Perca fluviatilis (European perch), 2722 nucleotides long. Its product is annotated as sialic acid-binding Ig-like lectin 10. NCBI's taxonomy places the organism in Eukaryota, Metazoa, Chordata, Actinopteri, Perciformes, Percidae. The record is from RefSeq and is a predicted model, not a curated record. The transcript has 7 exons. The annotation marks the transcript as partial.
UUGUCAAGAUGUAAAUAUCCUCUGUCCCUUUUUUUCUUUCACUGUUUACAUUCAACAGUAGCAUCAGUGGGGGGAACAGAAUUCUGUGAUAAUAGAUUCUGUAUCACUCUUAGUGAAGGAGAAAUAAGAGCAGAGGCUGGACUCUGUGUUGUGAUACCGUGUACUUUCACCACCAGUUAUUACUUUACACCCCAACAUAUAGUUUGGUACAAAUGUGAACCAUCCAAACCAAAAUGUGGUGAUUCAGACAUCAUAUUCCACACUAACAAGAACAACAACAGAACUCAGUCUUCAGAGUUCAAAGGACGAGUGUCACUGUUGGAGCCUGAUGUGAGACGGAGGAACUGCAGCAUCAUCGUCAAUGACCUCACUGAGUCAGACUCUGGAUCAUAUCAGCUCAGAGUUAAUGGUUACCUGAAUGGGAUGAAAGAUGGAUUUACAUUCUCUCCAAGAACAACUGUCUCUGUUAAAGGUCUGACCCAGAAGCCCACAGUGAUGAAUCCUCCUCUGACAGAGGGACAGCAGAGCACACUGAGCUGCACUGCUCCUGGUCUCUGCUCUGGAUCUGUUCCUAAAAUCAGCUGGACGUGGAGAGGAGCAGGAGAGAAGGACUCUCACAUCACAGGAAACAUCACUGCUUUCAGGACUGAGAAUCUGACUGCUGUCACUCAGAGACACAGCUCAACCCUGACCUUGAACUCUUCAGCUGAACACCAAGGCACCAAUGUCAGCUGUAAGGUCAGCUUCACCAUCAACAUCACUACAGAGGAGACUGUCACUCUGAAUGUGACCUAUGUAAAGGAAGUUAAAGUCACUGGGAAUACAAGUGUGAAGGAGGGUGAGAGUCUGAUUCUGAGCUGCAGUGUUGAAAGUUUCCCUCCAUCUCUCAUCAAGUGGUAUACAUCUUCUGACAGAAACAUGCAAAACGGAACAGAAACAAACCUUCAACACGACAUUUUAGCUGACCUGCUGAACGAAACUGAGACCUUCCUGCAGGAAAACAUUAAAAUGGAGACUUUGGUCAUCUCUAAAAUGACAACUACAAAUUCUGGACAGUACAUCUGCAUUGCAAAUCAUCUGAACAACACCCUGGUGAAAAAAGUUGAUGUAACAGUGAUAUAUAAGAGGAAAUGUGUAAUCACUGGGGACACAACUGUUAAGGAGGGAGAUGCUCUGAAUCUGACCUGCAGUGUUGAAAGUUUCCCUCCGUCUCACAUCACAUGGACUGUACUGGGUUCCAACACAAACCUACACAUUGGACCUGAUACUCACCUGCAGAACAACACUGGAUCAGCCACACUCGUCAUCCCUAACGUGACGGCGGAAUAUUCUGGACAGUACAUCUGUACAGCACAACACCUGAACACAACUGUGGCUGCAUAUGCUGACGUAACUGUGACUUGGUUUUCAACAGUCUUAAAAAACUCUGGAUGUGAGGUUCAGUCGGAGGUUCUGACCUGCGUGUGCAUCAGUGAGGGGUUUCCUUUACCCACCAUCACAUGGCCGCUGUUGAAGAACCAUGCUGAGUACUCUGUCAUCACCACGGUGUCACACGACACAGUCAACAGCACCGUCACCCUAACUGUAAAAGACCACAGCAACACUUCUGUUGAGUGUGUCAGCAGCAAUUAAAAUGGAGAAGUAAAAGCAAACCUCAUCAUCCAAUUAAAGAUGUCAGAACAACCGGAUGGACCAAGUGCAGUGCUUCCAUGGACUGUUGUUGCUGUUGUAUCUCUCAUUGUGAAUGUCAUCUGCAUUAUCCUCUUGAUGUUGCUGUGGAACACACGAAAAAAGGUGAAACCAAACCAAGAGAACAGGACUUACAUGUCAUUGCGGAAAACCGACCUAUCACCAGAGUAUGAUGUCAUUGCCCAACCUCUUAACUAGCUUGUGUCAGCUUCCAGUAAGUGCUGUAGAAGAUGGUACUGACAUUCUUUUAUUCAAUGUUUUAGAUUUUCUCAAUAAUACCUUUCUAAGAGUUAUUUCAAAUAUAACUGUAACUUAUAUUUUGCUUUUUAAAGUAUUAUUCAGCUUACAUUUCAACUUUUAUAAGUCCAAUAAGCAAGUCUUAUUUUGCGAUGUCCUGUUUAAAUUGUACACCUGUGAGGCUCCUAGGCCUGAAGACCUAUUAAGUCCCUUUGGUUGCUGGAAUCUGGGGAUUGGCUAAUAAUGAUGAUUGACACCUGGAUGAACUGAUUGCUCACAUGUCCAUAAAUAGGAAUGCCUGGGCAGUCACUCUUUGUCUCUCCCUCCUCAAAGUUGCUUGGUUUGUUUGGACUUUGGGUUGAUUUACUUUUGCAUUCUAACAUUGCUACACCUUUACACAUCCAUACACUACACACAUUACUGAUAAACUGAUAGCACAUUUAACUUUGUUUAUUUAAACAUCAUCUGUUGUAGCUGGGAUCUAAGAUUUAUCAACCAGUCUAAAGAUCUGAAAACGUUAUUGUUUGAGUGAAAUGUAUUUCUAUUAUAUAUUUGAUAGUAACAGUGUUUAUCAGAUGUUAUUGUUAUUGCAACUGUAUCUUUAACAAUGUCUCUGGAAUAUAUUCUGUAAGACCUAAAAAGAUUAUUUUUGCACCAUGGUGUAUCAUUGUUUUGGACAAUAAAAGCCAUUUUCAAUUGUAAAGUUGUAGAGAUUAAGUUUGUCACAUAUCACAAACAAUGAAAAGUAAUUAUGGCUACAAAUAUUUGUCUGAGACUAUGUGGCACAUUUUAUUAC